Messenger RNA from Girardinichthys multiradiatus, 3538 nucleotides. RefSeq lists its product as uncharacterized. The transcript is spliced from 4 exons. The record is from RefSeq and is a predicted model, not a curated record. Lineage: Eukaryota; Metazoa; Chordata; Actinopteri; Cyprinodontiformes; Goodeidae. The coding region runs from base 339 to 968 and encodes 209 amino acids.
CACCAUCUUUUCUCACUCAUGCUGUGUGCCAUUCCCUCCCUCUCCCUUCUUAUACUUCCUCAAAGUGGCCGGAGCUUCUCUCUUAUCCUCUUCACAUCCUAUCCAUCUCUCCAGUUUUUUACUUGUUUUAUCAAAAAUCAACUCUAAUCUCAGGCCAAUUUUUUUCCUGAACUUUUUUCUAACGAUUGUUUUUAUUUGUUCAGCUCUUUUGGUGGGGAGGUUGGUUCCUUAUCCCUUCUCAUUCUGGUCUACAUCCUUGGAGUGUGCAAGGUCUCUCUGACUUAAGUCUUCAACAGUUUUUGGCAGGAGAAAAGUGCGUGGAAGAAUUUCCCACCAUAAUGAAAGUUCAGCUGCUGCUCCUGCUGGCCCUGGCCGGCCCUCUCUGCUCCUUCACACGUGCAAGCCCCACGACGGUCCCCACAGAAGUCAAAGAGGAAGAAACAACAAUCCAAGUUGUUCAGACAAUGAAACAGGACACUAUCAUCACUGCUCCUUCUCCCACCGAUCCACAAUAUCUCCCUGAGCUUGUAAUGGCCAGCACUGAUAGACCUGUACCUGAAACUGAGGCUCAUACUGUCUUUACUACAGCACUAGAUCCAACCACUGAAACUAGUGUAGUAGAGACUGAAGCUGCAGCUGUGGACACUUCAGCUUAUGCUGAGACGACUUUACUUCCGGCCAUUACUGCUGAAGCUCCUGUUCCCGAAACCACAGCUCCUGAAGAGAUUGGAGGCACCUUACCUGAGACGACCGAAACACCGGCUAAUCCAAGUCCAUCUGAGAACCCACAUGAGGAAACUAGGAACGGCCAAACUGGUAAAGAGGUGGAAAAUAAAGAUGACAUGGUGGAAGGGGACCUGAGCACUGGACAGAUAGUGGGAAUUGUGAUUGGUGCCAUCAUGGCAGUGGUUAUUGUCACCGCUGUGGUGAUUGCAGUGUUGAAGAGGAUGGGAAAAUACUCCCCUUGAGGAAAAAGUCCACCAAGCAGCAGGAGCGUGUAAAGUUCUGGAAAUCCUAAACUACUGAACUGUGACAUUAACUUUGAUAAUUAAAACAAGCACAAUGCCAGAACUAAACUAAUCUAACCUGGACUUGAAAUGACGCAGAACCAGUGAGUGUAGGGAGAGCUGAGUCUGUUGAUGUAUAUAAACAGGGUGUACUAUAAUGUAUGUGAGACAAGAGGGGUGCACAAGCCAAAAUCUUCAUUUCCCCCGCUUACCUCCCAAAACUGAAGGAGCAGCUGAUAUUAAAAGCUCUCUCUUCCCUUAUUUUCCUGAAGUGAACAAAAUAAGGGGACAUCAAAAUUGUCAUAAUUCUAUUGUUGUGCUUUUUAAAUGCAUUUUGUUGAUUACUAAGUAAAGAAACAAUUAUCUGACAUCAGGAGGAAGGCAUUUUUCUCCAUUAAAGUGAAGUAGGUAACCAAAAUUACUGUUGAACGGAGACAUGUAUCAAAUACACAAGUAGAAAAUACUGUUGCAAAUCCAUAGGAUGUAUGUACUGUAUAAUGUAGUAGCGCUGCAUAGCAUAGAGCAAACAACUCUUUCAUUUUCUUGCAGUUGCAUAGGCUAGCAUUUGAUAAUAUUCAAAACACAGUAUGAACAGAGAAUCAUAGAAAAUCAUUGAACAGUGCUAUAAAAAGGUAUGUGCCCUUACAAAGUUCUCUUUUUUUUUAUUUUGUCACACGUAAAUGUUGCAAUAAAUGGCAACCAGUCUUACAUCUCUGCUGAGUUUUGUCCCACUGUUCAUUGCAGCAUUGUUUUAAUUCAGCUAUAUUGGAGAGGUUUUUUUAACCAUAAACAGGUUGUUCAGGUCCAUGCCACUGCACUUCAACUGGAUUUAAAUCUGGACUUUGACUAUGCCACUCCAAAACCAUUUUGCUUGUUUUCAUUGAGCCACAGAGAGCUGGACUUGCUCAUAUGCUUUAAAUUAAAGUUGUGCUCUCUACCCCAAGCAGCUUGAGUUACCACUUUCUCCCCUAUGAUUCCAUCCAUUAUGGCAAGUCAUCCAGAUCCUGAAGUAGCCAUCCAACCCCAGACCAUCACGCUGCCACCUCCAGGUUUGACUUCCAGUAUGACAUGUUAGUUGUAUGCCAGACAUAACAGGAUACACUCCUACCAAAAACGUCAGUCCACAGAAUGUUUUCUCUCUAAGUCUCUUGGUAUUAAUCAAGAUGUUUUCAGGAAAAUGUCAAAUGAGCCCUUGAGUCCUUUUUGGUGACCAAUGGUUGUCACCUUGGGACUUUGGAAGCCAUUUUUGCCCAGUCUUUUUAUUAUUGUUAAAUCAUGAGCACUAGCCUUUUUUUCUUUUUUGAGCUCCUGGAUGAGUCACUGAUGCAUUUCAGGAGUAACUGUUGUACGCUAGCCACUCCUGGCAAGGUUCACGACUGUUCAAUGUUUUCUUUUAGCCUACUUCAUAUUGUCAGACAGGUUCUAAUUAAACAAUUUCUUGAUUCUACAGGUCUGCUAGUAAUCAGGCCUGGGUGUGGCUUGUGAGAUUGAAUUCAACUUUCAAAAAACUGUGGUUGAUUACAGAUAAUUCAUUAUUUACAGGGGGAGUGACCAUAUUUUAAAUUUUUUCCUGUUGUAAAUGAAAUCAUCAUAGAAAAACACCUUUUUGUUACUACAUGGUUAUUUUUAUCUGACAUAUACUUUUUUAAUAAUCUGAUACCUUUAAAUGGGAUAAAAAAUGCAAGAACAAAAGAAACGUGUACAAGGGGUAAAUACUUUUUCACAGCACUGUAGUUAAUUCAUUCUAGACGACCAGUUAGAACAAUUUCUCAUGCAGCCAGAAGUCCUGACACGUUGGCCAAUUGUAGGAAGCACAGCGUGCAAACGUUGCUGUGUCCAUAGAAGUGCUCUCUGAGGGUGAGCGGAGCAGAAACAGGAUCCCUCAUUUGCAGGAGGAACGUGACAUUCUGCCCACUUUAACACUGACACAUUAAAACCUAAUACAUAUCUGUGAAAUUUAGCAGGAGGGUUUGUGCCACUGUUUCUGGUAUUCUGUCGCUAGCUCAGAGGAUUCAAAAGUUUUUAAGUGUGUUACGAGUGUGACUUGACUGGAGAUUUUCAGCUGGCACCCGCUCCUUGAACAUCUACUUUAGGCCUUCAUGCUGCCAUGGGUUGUUAGACAUAAUAAUAGUAUUAGCAAGUAAGCGGAGUUUUCUGUUUUUCUGUUACCAGAACAGCCGUCCAGUUAUUAACCACAGAUUGCACACAGGAUUACAUUUCAUAGCUGCACUUAGUUUUAAUGCUUAGUGUUAAGCAGGUAGUUUUGUUGUUUUUCCAAUUGCAACUGUGCUAACUGGGUGUAUAAAUAUUCUUAUAUUACUCUGCCUGCUUUUUAAAACCUGUUUAAUAUGUGCACUGAAUAAGAGGAGUAAUGUUAAAGGAUUUAGGCUUUAGACAAAUAUCUGCAAUGAUACAUUUCUUCUGCUUUGCCAUGAUGUCUUUAAUUUGUGCCACGUGUUUCAUGCAAUCCUUUUAUUUAAUUGCUGUUUUUGUUCUUACAGUUUCAAUAAAAAAUGAAAUAUUUCACAAAA